Drosophila obscura is the source of this 2607-nucleotide messenger RNA. RefSeq lists its product as uncharacterized. Lineage: Eukaryota; Metazoa; Arthropoda; Insecta; Diptera; Drosophilidae. Gene Ontology annotation, molecular function: acyltransferase activity, transferring groups other than amino-acyl groups. The record is from RefSeq and is a predicted model, not a curated record. The transcript is spliced from 5 exons. Bases 43 to 1134 code for a protein of 363 amino acids.
ACACAAAAUUCACACAAGGUCAACGGAAUUAAUAUUUUUUAAAUGGAAAUCAUUCCUGAAGGUAAACACUUUCGUUUGGUGCAUGAAUCAGAGCUUCCCGAAAUUUUGGUAACUUUAGAGCGCUAUCUGCCGGAAUCAUUAAAGUUUCAUCAAACCAUAAAAACGUACCUGAAUGAUCGUAUUUGGGACUUUAAGUUUUAUGUUGCUAAAGAUUGGCCAGAAAAGCCAAUAAUUCUUCAUUUUCCAGGAUGCACGCUUGCGCCGCACAACAAUAUUUACCAAACACUUGGCAUAUUUUGUCCAUCUGCACACAUCGAGCAUGUCGAUAUGAUGCGCACCGAAAAUGUACUUAUAGAUUGGCAGAAGCCUAUGUACCUGAAUUUUACGCACAUCGCCAUUAUGAAUCGCCUGGAUGACUUCUAUUCGAAGUUUGGUGUGAUGGAGCGACUCAGUGGUGAUAUUUAUGUGUGCAAGAAGCUCAAUGCCGAACUGGAACUGGAGCCGCUGCCGGAGGAUGCGGAGAUGCGUCUGCUGACCCUCGAUAAUGUGCAGGGCAUACACGAUCUAUAUCCUGCCAAUGAAAUCGAAUGCGUCCAGCUCUUUGAUAUACUCGUGCGCAAGCUGCCCGGCUUGGGCAUCUUUCGCAAGGACACCGACGAGCUGGCCGCAUGGAUGGUCCACUCGUAUUAUGGUGCCAUGUUCUCAAUGCAAACACGUCCAGAUUAUCGACGCAUGGGUUACGGCAUCCGUCUGGCCAAGUCUUUGACCCAGCUGGUCAUCGAGCGCGGCUAUACGCCUUUCGUUGUGAUACGUCCACAGAAUGAUGCGUCCCGCAACCUGUACACGAAACUUGGCUACGAGAAGGCCUUCGAGACAUGCCGCGUGCGUAUGACGCCCGACUGCUACGAGGACAGCACUGUGGGCACCAUUAGUAACUCAUCCUAUGCCAAGUUUCCGCCAUUACCUCAGGGCGAGUGCGUCAUUGUGGCGGGGCGCAAGCAUGUGCCCGGCUGCGACAGCCAGAGCCAGACCGUCGACGAGGGCAUCGAGGAUAUGUUGGCUGAAAAAUGUGAUAUCCGUAGCAAGGCUGGUGCGCAGGGGGAGGGCGACGAGGGCAUCGGCGAGGACAAGUAGGACAAACAGAUGCGAAAGAAACAGUUUCGGCGCCUAUGCCUACGCAAAUACUUAAUGCUUAAUGCUGUAAGCACCCACUUAGGACUCAUUAGGACAGACAGGACAAGGCACAAAUAAGUGGCGCUGAUUUUUUAAAAAACAAUUACAAAACAUACAACAUAUAUUAAUGGGAACUGUACGAGUACGAGUACGAGUACGAAUACGAGUAUAUUUAUAGAUGGUAUAUGAAGCUUCCUCACACACAGAAUACUUAUGUAGAAUGCGACGGCGUCGGAGUACGGGACAUUUCGACAGCAGUUAAAGGAUUUAUUUUAUAUGGGGGUAUUGAUAACAAUUCGAGAUCAAAGUCUACGUAGAGAACGAACCAGAGAAACAAACAAAACCGCUGAAGUUCGCAAAACUUUUAAAAAUGGAACCGAACACGGACAGAGAGACACAGAGAGAGAGAGAGAGAGAAACUUUUAAUUUUUUGCUAAAAAUGCUUUUACAAAAAUGAACUCCAAGAACGUGGAACAAGCACAAAACGAACGAAUGAAUGAAUGGGAGAAGAAAAAACGGAGCGCAUCAAUUUAUUAUAAACUAUUAUAUAUAUAUAAUAUAUUAACUCUAUAUAUCAAAUUGUUAAAUGAACUAAACGAAACACAACAAACUAACUAACUUCUCUCUUCUGGCUCUCCACGCAACAAACAACAAAACACCAAAACAAAACAACAAACUCUCUGAAUGGAAAUAAUAAAGAAAUCAAAGAAGUAUUUCGCUUGGGCCCAUGGAACAGAGCUUUGCACACGUUUCCUCCUCCUCUUUUUGUGACAAUUUAAUGAAUCCAAUACACAAACCUACAAUACAUAUAUAUAUUUUUCAGAUAAUAUUAAAAAAUAAUUUCUGUGCCCAAACGAAAUGAUUUGAUUUUUGUGCUAAAAGGAUGAGAAUAUUUGGAUUUAUAGGCUUUUUUCAAAUUUAUAUAUAUAUACCCACACGAGCCCCCAAAUGAAUGGAUAACAAAAACGAUCAAACAAAAAAGCGAAAACCAAACACAAAAAAUAUAACAACAAAUAAAUAUAUAUAUUUUAUUAUUACCAAAUUUUAUUAAACUAUGCAAACGAGUACUCAAUGAUCAAUGAUUUUUUGCUCCUAUUUAGCUGAACUAAAAAAACAAGAAACAAGAGAAAAGAAAUUCAAAAAAAACACGCCAAAGAUGUCUUCUGCUUGAUUUUAAGUACAUAUUCCCCCCCAAUCCCCCCUUACCCAAUCCCAAUCCCACUCUCACACGUGGGUGAUAUCGAUCGGUAUUAACCCUGCGGAGAAUUUCAAUUAUAAAAACUCAAAAAAUAUAUGCAAGAAAAUCAAAUUUAAUGAAAAAGUUAUAUAUUACAAAAACUGCUAUAUUGUAUGUACUCGACAACAAAAAAAAAAACAUAAGAAACAAAAACCUAAUGAAGCAAAUUUAAAUAAAUAACAAUAUUGAGACAGCAA